Chinchilla lanigera (long-tailed chinchilla) is the source of this 3635-nucleotide messenger RNA. RefSeq names its product integrin, beta 1 (fibronectin receptor, beta polypeptide, antigen CD29 includes MDF2, MSK12) (gene Itgb1). Gene Ontology annotation, cellular component: focal adhesion; integrin complex; cell surface. Lineage: Eukaryota; Metazoa; Chordata; Mammalia; Rodentia; Chinchillidae. Gene Ontology annotation, biological process: integrin-mediated signaling pathway; cell-matrix adhesion; cell migration. Gene Ontology annotation, molecular function: integrin binding; collagen binding involved in cell-matrix adhesion; laminin binding. The record is from RefSeq and is a predicted model, not a curated record.
AUGAAUUUGCAGCUGGUUUUCUGGAUUGGACUGCUCGGUGCAGUUUGCUGUGUGUUUGGCCAAACAGAUAAAAACAGGUGUCUGAAAGCCAAUGCCAAAUCAUGCGGAGAAUGUAUCCAGGCAGGGCCCAACUGCGGGUGGUGCACCAAUUUGACAUUUUUACAAGAAGGGAUGCCUACUUCCGCACGAUGUGACGAUUUGGAAGCCUUAAAGAAGAAGGGCUGCCAUCCAGACGACAUAGAAAAUCCCAGAGGCUCCAAAAGCAUAAAGAAAAAUAAAAAUGUGACCGACAGGAUCAAAGGAACACCGGGGAAGCUGAACCCGGAAGACAUCACCCAGGUGCAGCCGCAGCAGCUGGUCCUGCAGCUGCGGUCAGGAGAGCCACAGACGUUUACAUUAAAAUUCAAGAGGGCUGAAGACUACCCCAUCGAUCUCUACUACCUUAUGGACCUCUCCUACUCCAUGAAAGAUGAUUUGGAGAAUGUGAAGAGUCUUGGGACAGAGCUGAUGUAUGAGAUGAAGAGGAUCACUUCGGACUUCCGCAUUGGCUUUGGCUCGUUCGUGGAGAAAACGGUGAUGCCUUACAUUAGCACAACACCAGCAAAGCUCAGGAACCCUUGCACCAGCGAGCAGAACUGCACCAGUCCGUUCAGCUAUAAAAACGUGCUCAGUCUUACCGACAAAGGAGAAGUGUUUAACGAGCUUGUUGGUAAACAGCGCAUAUCUGGGAACUUGGACUCCCCUGAAGGGGGUUUUGAUGCGAUCAUGCAGGUGGCGGUUUGUGGAUCACUGAUUGGCUGGAGGAAUGUCACGCGGCUGCUGGUGUUUUCUACCGACGCCGGGUUCCACUUCGCCGGAGACGGGAAACUCGGCGGCAUUGUUUUGCCCAAUGAUGGCCAGUGUCACCUGGAGAACAACGUGUACACAAUGAGCCAUUAUUACGAUUAUCCCUCUAUUGCCCAUCUUGUCCAGAAACUCAGUGAAAAUAACAUUCAGACGAUUUUUGCCGUUACUGAAGAGUUUCAGCCUGUUUAUAAGGAACUGAAAAAUUUGAUCCCUAAGUCAGCAGUAGGAACGUUAUCUGCCAAUUCAAGCAAUGUAAUUCAUCUGAUCAUUGACGCGUACAAUUCCCUUUCUUCAGAGGUAAUUUUGGAAAAUACCAAAUUGCCAGAAGGAGUAACCAUAAAUUACAAGUCCUACUGCAAGAAUGGGGUAAACGGAACAGGGGAAAAUGGAAGGAAAUGUUCCAAUAUUUCCAUUGGUGAUGAGGUUCAAUUUGAAAUUAGCAUAACUACAAAUAAAUGUCCGAAUAAGAACUCAGAAACCAUUAAAAUCAAGCCUCAGAGCUUCUCCGAGGAGGUGGAGGUCAUUCUUCAGUUCAUCUGCGAGUGUGAGUGCCAGAGCGAGGGCAUCGCCGAGAGCCCCGAGUGCCACGGCGGCAACGGGACGUUCGAGUGCGGCGCGUGCAGGUGCAACGAAGGCCGUGUUGGCCGGCACUGCGAGUGCAGCACGGAUGAGGUGAACAGCGAGGACAUGGACGCCUACUGCAGGAAGGAGAACAGCUCCGAGAUCUGCAGCAACAACGGCGAGUGUGUCUGCGGCCAGUGCGUCUGUAGGAAGAGGGACAACGCCAACGAGAUCUACUCCGGCAAAUUCUGCGAGUGCGACAACUUCAACUGCGAUCGGUCCAAUGGCUUAAUUUGUGGAGGCAAUGGCGUGUGCAGGUGUCGCGUGUGUGAGUGCUACCCCAACUACACCGGCAGCGCGUGCGACUGUUCUCUGGACACCGCGCCCUGUGUGGCCUCAAAUGGGCAGAUCUGCAACGGCCGGGGCGUGUGCGAGUGCGGCGUGUGCAAGUGCACGGACCCCAAGUUCCAAGGGCAGACCUGCGAGACGUGCCAGACCUGCCUCGGCGUCUGCGCCGAGCACAAAGAAUGUGUUCAGUGCAGAGCCUUCAAUAAAGGAGAGAAGAAAGAUAGGUGUGCACAGGAGUGUUCCCAUUUCAACCUCACCAAGGUGGAAAGUCGGGACAAGCUGCCGCAGCCGGUGCAGGUGGACCCGCUGUCGCACUGUAAGGAGAAGGACGUGGACGACUGCUGGUUCUACUUCACCUACUCGGUGAACGGGAACAACGAGGCCAUUGUUCAUGUCGUGGAGACUCCAGACUGCCCCACUGGCCCUGACAUCAUUCCGAUAGUUGCUGGUGUGGUUGCUGGAAUUGUUCUUAUUGGCCUUGCGUUACUGCUGAUUUGGAAGCUUCUAAUGAUAAUUCACGACAGAAGAGAAUUUGCUAAAUUUGAAAAGGAGAAAAUGAAUGCCAAAUGGGACACGCAAGAAAAUCCGAUUUACAAGAGUCCUAUUAAUAAUUUCAAGAAUCCAAACUAUGGACGUAAAGCUGGUCUCUAAGUUGCCGGUGAAAAUCCUAUUUAUAAGAGUGCCGUGACAACUGUAGUGAAUCCAAAGUAUGAGGGAAAAUGAGUCCUACCUGUGCAGAUCUCACAACACUGAAUGCAAAGUAGCAAUGUUCAUAGCCACAGCACGGUAGCUUUAGGGCACUAUUGCCAUGGUUUUAUUCAUGUGCAAGUUUUGAAAAUGUAUAAUAUGUAUAAUUUUAAAAAUUUUUUUAUUAUUUUGAAAAUAAUGUUAUAAUCCAUGCCAGGGACUGACAAAAGACUUGAGACAGGAUCAUUAUCCUUAUCAGCUAAGGUCACAUUGUGCCUUUUUUGACCUUUUCUGCCUGGACUUUUGAAAUCAAGCUCUUUCUGAAUUCAGUGAUACUUCGAGGGUGAUUGGCAGGUCAGUAGUUAAGGCGCAUGAUGAGAGUUUCUGUUAAUCAUGUAUUGAAACUGAUUUUUAGCUUUACAGAUCUGUCAGUUCAGUUACACAGAAUCCCAAAGCAGAGGUCUGACCGGCUAGUGUCGGAUUGUUUUCAGUCUAUUAUUUUGCUGUUCGACUAUUAGACACGAUGCAUGACAUAUCCGAAAGAUGUGCUGAGAAUUACUGGUGUAAAGCCAUGGGGGAAUAGUGGAUCUACAGAGGCCAUGGGAAAAAUUCACAGGCUUAGAGAGAAAAACAAAUAGCUUUAAAACCUGUGUGCCAUUUUAAGAGUUACUCCAUCUCGGUAACUUUUAUGCUUUUUCUUUAUAAAUUCAAGCCUUGGAUAAAGUACUGGGAAAUUUUCUGCUAAAGAGUCCUUGAUUUAGCACUAUUUACCUAAAGGCCGUAAUUCACGUAGUGUUUGCUGAUCGGGGACCUUUUGAGUUGGAUUUAUUUUAUUUUAUUGUUAUUUUUUAAUACCUGGUGCUUUUCAUCACCUCCUCUAACCCCUUAAUGUAGUCGCGGUUUGGGGGAGGCUUUUGUUAUCAGUGCUUUCUCUUGGAAGUUGCAGCUGUACAUUUGCCUUUUCCGUGACCGUGUAAAGCUUGCCGUGCAGCGGCAGUCACUUAGGCACCUCGCGCGUCCCGUCGGAUCGAGCGCACCCCGCGUAGUCACGUCUCACUGUGGAGCUGCUCGUCUUGUUCCCUACUAGUCACAUUCUUGUUUUAAGUGCCUUUUCAUUUUAACAGCUCACUUUUUACAACGCUGUUUACCGAAGUUAUUUAUUAAAUAAAAAUGCCUAAAAUACUUAAAUUGAA